AUGGCGGGAGGAAUCUUCACCAACUUGGAUAACCUGUGUAAUGUGGAUUGUACUAAUGUCCACCCACUGGUGUGUCACCUGUGCCAUGAGCAGUACCAGGCCCCGUGUUUGUUGGACUGCUACCAUAUCUUCUGUGCCCGCUGCCUGCGAGGCCGGACCAAUGACAGCCGUCUCUGCUGCCCCCUCUGUGGUUACCCCUCCAUAGUGAAAGGGAAUAGCUCCCUCCCCCCAGAGGACCGUCUGCUCCAGUUCCUGGUAGACAACAAUGCAGACGUUGAGGAGACGGUGCAGUGUGCCAACUGUGACCAGGAAAGUAACAAAAAGGAAGCUGGGGUGAUGUACUACUGUAACACCUGUAGCCAGCCACUUUGCAGCGCCUGCAGGGACUUGACUCACAAGGCCAGAAUGUUUUCCCACCAUGAGAUUGUGUCCCUGGCCAAACGCUCCAGAGCCAAACACAGGAAGUGCUCUCUCCACGAAGAGCCCUACAUCCUGUUCUCAAAAGAAAACAAGUCUAUGCUUUGCAUCAAGUGCUUCAGAGACAUGCAAGUGGAGAGCCGGACUCACUGCAUUGAUAUUGAAACGGCUUACAUGCAGGGGUGUGAGAUGUUGGACCAGGCUGUGCUGGUGGUGAAGGAGCUGCAGACUUCGGCGAGAGAGACCAUCGUUCUGCUCAGAGCGAUGAUAGGAGAAGUGUGUCUGAAUGUGGAGGAAGAAGAGAGUGCAAUCUGUACUCUGUUCAACAGCUUGCAGGAAAAACUAGCAGAGAGGAAGAAGAUCCUGCUCAAAGCAGCUCAGAGUCAACACGAGGAGAAGGAGAAAGCUCUAAAGGAGCAGCUCUCACACCUUACUGCACUCCUCCCAACCCUCCAGGUGCACCUCGUCACCUGUUCGGCCUUCCUCAGCUCCGCCAACAAGUUUGAGUUUUUGGACAUGGGCUACCAACUGAUGGAGAGGCUGAAGAGGAUUGUAAAACUCCCUCAUCGACUGAGACCAGUGCAGAGCAGCAAAAUCAACACAGACUUCAGAAGUGAGUUUGCCCGCUGUCUGGAGCCCUUACUGCUGCUGGGUCAGCGCUGCCCUCCUUCUGUUGCCGGAUCUAUAAGUGUUGCAGCAAGGCACCAGUCCCCCCUCUCCAUGUCUUGCCGCUCCCCGUCUCUCAGUGAGAUGCCGCUGGGCUCGGUGUGCGGGCGAAGGCCCACUUGUCAUCGCAACAUCUGCACAAAGGUCCUCCUGGCUGAGGGGAGGGAGACGCCCUUCACCGAGCACUGCCGCAACUAUGAGAACACAUACAGGACUCUGCAGACAGAGAUUCAGAAUCUGAAGGACCAGGUCCAGGAGCUGCACCGAGAUCUGACCAAGCAUCACUCCAUCAUCAACACAGAUCAGAUGGGAGAGAUCAUGGACAGAUCGCUGCACAUCGACAGCCAGAUCGCUUCGCAGCACUCCACCGUGGAAACCAUGAGAGUCAUGUUUGAAGAGAUCUGGGACGAGACUUUUCAGAGGGUCUCUAAUGAGCAGGAGAUCUAUGAAGCCCAGCUUCAUGACCUGAUGCAGCUGAAGCAGGAGAACUCUUACCUGACCACGAUUACCAGACAGAUCAGCCCGUACAUCCUGUCCAUUGCCAAAGUCAAACAGAGGCUCGAGCCCAGGUUUGAGGAGCCUAAAGAGCACCAUGACGACCGCACAGAAACGAUGCUGAAAAUCUAUGAAGACGGCACGAUCGCUAAAGACAGUCAAGACAGUGACAACCAGACCUGUGUCACAGACCAGGACAGACACAAGAACAACCGCCCGCUGAUCCUCGAGUCGGGGGACAGCUCUGUCAAGACCAAUCGUCCAGUCAGGCCCAGAGUUCCCACGGAGACGUCCAGCCUCAAUGAGAUGCCUUCAUAAACAUGUCAUUUCUGUGCCCCUCUCCCCUCCAUGCUCCUGUGCAGCAAUGUGCCUUAAUUCAAACAUAACAAGCCCCAGGACGAUAUGGGACUUCCUCUACUGUCCAGAUGCUCUACGUUACAUUUUGUCAGCAGUGGGGAGCUGUCAAGAGCUCCAAGGUGAGCCCUUGGAUAGACACUAAGUGGAAGUGCAUACAUGGAUGUUAAAGACUGUCAGAGCUGGACAUGGACAGCAUCCGUAUUCAAACAGAUAACAUCAUUGUGAAAAGUCUGCCUUUCUCCCUCUUAACUGUUCCCCAAAAUUAAUUUUGUUUUUGUGUCUGCUUAGUUAUUAGUUUCAGUCUAAUGUUCAGUUUAUUUGGUACAUUGUCAAUUAAGGUGUUUGAAUGACACAAGCUUGUUAGUCAGUUAGUUUGAUAGUUAGUCUGUUUUAUGGGUUCAUAGAAUUUCUGCUGCCGGGAUGUCGGAGUAGAUCAGCUGCUCAGCAGCUCAAUCAAGGAAAGUGUGAACAGGUUUGCCUCAUUAUGUCUUCUUAGCAGGGAGGGCUGCGUGCUGUUACAGUGUAGGAAGAUAGUUCUGCAGUAAAUGACAUUCUGUUAUAUUUGUUGUGCUCUUUGGUAUGUAAUAAUUACCCAUAGAUUAAUCUUGAUGUCAGCAGUAACUUAGAAACCUUACAGUAAAGGGUAUAUUUAGUAUUUUUCAACCCUAUUUUCCCAUGUUUUUGUGUCUAAGUGACUAAUAGGGACAACAAAUUUUGUCCAGUAUUGAGGGAGAAAUCUGUAACAAACUGCGAGGGCAA
Messenger RNA from Sebastes umbrosus (honeycomb rockfish), 2694 nucleotides. It is a transcript of the gene rnf207a, whose product is annotated as ring finger protein 207a. The coding region runs from base 1 to 1896 and encodes 631 amino acids. The record is from RefSeq and is a predicted model, not a curated record. Gene Ontology annotation, biological process: regulation of heart looping; regulation of cardiac muscle contraction. Gene Ontology annotation, cellular component: perinuclear region of cytoplasm. Lineage: Eukaryota; Metazoa; Chordata; Actinopteri; Perciformes; Sebastidae. Gene Ontology annotation, molecular function: transmembrane transporter binding; Hsp70 protein binding; zinc ion binding. The transcript is spliced from 17 exons.